AUCCCGCGUCACGAAAACGCCGCACCGGCUCGGUCCCGCCGGUAUAUAAGGCCCGCUGCACUCGAAAUGAAAUCAGUCUCCGAUAUGUUGCGUCCAUUGCAUUUCGUAUUCCUCAUCGCGGCGUUUGCCGUCCUCGCCGCCGCUGUGGAGAACGAAGCUCCAGCAAAUGUGCCGAGUGAGGUCGAACCGCAACCAAAUGCGAACGAUCUAGAAGCGGAUGCUACGUACUGGGGAUACUAUGGACGACCAUAUUAUAAAUACGGUGGCUGGGGAGGCUACGGAGGCCGAGGAUAUGGAGGUUGGGGAGGAUGGGGCCGAGGCUGGGGAGGAUACGGUUUGGGAGGAUGGGGCCGAGGAGGCUGGGGUGGACGAGGAUACGGUGGUGGCUGGGGCUGGGGAUACUGGGGUUGACGUGUGAGCCUCGUGUUCUACCCGCGGGAUACUUUAUCGCUAUCAACAUAGCCCUUUGGCAAUUCGUAUGAAUUUUCUCUAAGAUACGCGAAGCUCGUUCGCGACGUUUUCAUUAGCUUUGUAAGUUUUCAUUGAAAUCUCUAUGUACAAGAAUAAAAAUAUGCGAAAAAAAAAACAAAAUAUGUGAAAAA
Molecule: messenger RNA, 602 nt
Organism: Wasmannia auropunctata (little fire ant)
Lineage: Eukaryota; Metazoa; Arthropoda; Insecta; Hymenoptera; Formicidae
Product: shematrin-like protein 2
Exons: 3
Coding region: 67-411 (114 amino acids)
Source: RefSeq, a predicted model, not a curated record